UUUUCCGGUUCGCGGUAAACAGAACGAUCGCGAUGAUGCAGGCAGCGGCCGUGCCCAGCCGCCAGCUGAGCUUGCGCGAGGAUCACCCACAUACCCAGUUUGCGCUCUGAACAGUCGCCAUGGGAGCUUAUCUGCCAGUAGUCCCACCGGUUACGACGACAGCGUCAGCUUACCAUUCUCAGCGUUGCUUCGCCCGCGAUGCUCACUGAAGCGUCAUCGCUGCGAGGCGCGUUCUUUUCACCUGAAGCGGCGUGUAGGAAUUCCCGAUCUCAUUACCGAGUGUCGUCUCUUCGGGUUGGACCCAACUUUUUGUUGUGCCAAUGCGCCGAGUGACCCGACAGUAUUUCUUCUGAGUGUGCACACCUCUUCAAGGAGUGAACAAUGUUCACCAAGUUAAAGAAGAAGAUCGAAGAGGAGAACCAGACCGAGCUGGUCAUCGGCAUCCCGCCACCGCCACCCCAGCUGCCGGCACCGACACCGACUCACAGCCGCAGAGCUUCUGACUGCGGUGUCAGCACUCCUGGCCGGAGCACCUGUAGUGAGGCCUCCGACAGUGAUCGAGAGCAGAAACCAAAGAAACAGCCACAGGGCAACUUGGCUGAAAAUGACAACAGUAGGCACAAAAGCAGCACACCAAAGAGGUCCGCGCCCACGAGUGCCGACUAUGAAGAGAUUUUACACAAGCUGCAACUCAUCAAAAGGGAGAAGCAGGAGCUGGAGCGCCAGCUGCGAGAAAGCGAGCAGCGAGUGGAGCUUCUGGCUGGCCGGUGCGAGAACCGCGAGGAGAUCGAGAGUUUCCAGAGCCAAGAGAUGGCCAAGGUCAAGCACCUGCUGCUGUGCAGCCAGCAGGAGCUCCGGGCAGCGGAUGAGCGGUUGCGUCAGCGAUCACAGGAGCUGCAGCAAGUGCGGGAUCGGGCAGCAGAGCUUGAGAAAGCGCUGUCAGAGGGCGGAGAGCAAGCUCGCGCUCGUGACCUCGAGAGGGACAAGGCUGCUCUUGAAUCAGAAGUGGACCGCCUCAAGCAGGACACACUGCAGAACGCUACUCGCAUCAGCCAGCUGGAGUGUGAGCUGGGAAGCUUGACUGAUGAACAUGAUGGUCUGAAGCACACGCAUGAUGUCUACAAAUCCAAGGCAACAACUAUGAUUGAUGAGAAGGACCGCCAUAUCUCUGACCUGGAAGACAAGGUUCGUACUUUGGAGAAACGGCUCGAAGGAACUGCACUGACAGGCGAUGAGCACAUCCAGUCACUCGUGGAAGAGCGCAAACAGCUCGAAAAGAAGCUGGACGAGUCGCGGCAACAUCUGUCUGAGGUCAAGACAUCCUGGAGCGACAAAAUCAACAACCUUGAAGCUCAGAUCUUCAAUCUGAACCAGAAGAUGGCCGAAGACUCGCAAGAGUGCAGUCGCAUGGAGAAGCUGCUUGCAGAUGCCCAGCAGCGCCUCAAGGAACAGCAGCAGCAGUGCGCCAAGUUCGAAGAGCAGUUGCUGGAGAGGGACACUGAACUGGCAAACAUGCGGCGCAGCCACGAAGAAGAGCUCCAGCGGCAGCGUGCACUCCAGGACUCUCAGCUGGACGAGCUACGACUUCAGGCAGCUGACCUCCGUGCGCAGCUCACCCAGGCCCAGCGGGACCGCGACCGAGAGGCCAGUCAAGCGCAGGCACGAAUUAGUGCUCUAGAGACCUCUCAAACGGAAUUUGUCGAGAGGGAAAUUGAGGCCGAGAAGCAGGUGACUGCUCUCGAAAACACGGGCAGGCGUCUCAAGGUGGAACUGAACAAGAAGGAGGCCGAGUGCAAGAAGAGCCAGGAGCGGAUCCAGGGGCUCGAGGCCAGCCAGCAGACUUCGUCGGAAAAGGUCUCUAAACUGGAGAAGCAGCUCAGUCUUGUGUCACACUCUGAGACCACCCUCAAGCACAGCCUCAAGAGGAGCGAGGCUGAACUGAAAACCAUGAAGGAAGAACUUGCAAAGCUGAAGCAGGCAUUGACCUCAGCUGAGAUGGAGAACAAGCGACUGAUGGAGGAGCUGGAGGCAAAGCAGCAGCAAGCAGAUGAACAACAAGCCAGGCUGGAAAAGGAGGUGACGCAGCUGCAGGAAUCUCUGCAUAGUGCAACAGAAAAGGUGGAGCAGUUGGAGAAGGAAGCUGCAGCCAACGCGAGCAACAGCACCAGCCUGUCUGACCUGGAGAGCAAGGUGGCUGUCCUCGAGGACCAAGUCUCUGAAAAAAACAAGAUGCUGAAGUUGCAGCAGCAGAGGAUCAGCGACAUGAAGAAAACCCUGCAAAAGGAGCUCAAGAGCCACCAAGGGGCUGCCACAGCGGCUGCUGUGCUUAACAUUGAGGGAUCACCCAGCACAGCUGGUGAUGUGCCACCGCCGGUCGACCAUAGCGGCUCUGCUGGUGACAGUGUGGCAAAAGCUGGAACCACCCAAGACGCACCACAGCCACGAGGCUCCGACAACAAGCUGGAAGAUGACAUCAACUUCAAAUAUCUCAAGCAUGUUGUCUUCAAGUUCAUGACAAGCAAAGAGUAUGAGGCACAACACCUGAUCCGUGCUGUAUCUGUGCUACUUCGUUUCACGGCAGAUGAGGAACAGAUGAUUCGCGAACACCUCGAUUGGAAGAAUUCGUGGUUUGGGACGCGGCCGCAGCCACACCACGCACCACUUCACCCGUUGCCUCAGCACCACCAUGGACACAACUCGCACCACCACCGCUCCUCCUCAACAUUUGGCAGUAACCCGAAAAGCAACAACACCAAGACCACCUAGCACACGAUGACAUUGUGUUUGCGUCAUCACAUCUCGAGGUGCAAUUGUGUGGCUUUGCACCAGCAUAUGCCUCAAUAUCCAGUGUCACGUAUGUGUGUUGUCAUGUACAUCAAGAGCGUGGACCUCGUGCAGUGGUAUUUACCAACCAGUUUGUUGUUCACACCCAUGCCUUGGAUGUUAGACACCAGUUUCGCCUGGAGGAAGUGACUGCUGAGCUGUACAGUGGCACCUCUGACUGUGGGUGUUGUGCGUUCAGCACAGCAACAAACCAAAUACAGCAUCGCAAAAACUUUUCCUGUGCAUUGCUUGGAACUGUUGAUUGCACUGACCAGACUGUGCUUAUGUGUCACUGGACCAAGCCACUGUGCUGUGUAACAGCACAAUUGGAGGUGCUGAAAAAUGCAAAUUGUUUCCUUGUGAAGAUUCUUGUGAACUCGCUUCGGACCUUCUGUACACAAUGCAAGAGAUGCACAAGAUGUCUGACUGGAUAGCAAACUGUAUCCAUUUUUCCCUGAAAAGCUUGGCUCUAUUUCUGUGAGGCACAAGCUUAACCAGUUUUGCACAGUAAAGUCUUCUUACAAUAAUAAGUGUGGUGGUGAACCUGCACUUUAAGAUGAAAUCUUGAGUGUUUUUUUGGCAUGCUCAUAAUGAAGCUACAACUCUAGCAUAUUCUUAGUUAGGCCAAAAAGCAAAUAUUUGUAAUUUAAAUACAGGGUGCAUGUUUGGAAACUUGCUGUUUACAAAUGAAUGCUUGCGCAAACUUUUACACAUUUUCAUUUUGGGUUUCUCUGGUGAAGCACGGCUUCAAAAGUUGUACAUGCAACUGAACUGUCACUUGUGCUGUUUGUACUGAAUGUCUGCUAUGAAGGAGUGUACAAUCACUUCACAAUAGUCUAGAUUAUCUUUUGGUACUGUGGUGAUGGCAUCAAGUGUCAAUAGUCUAGAUUAUCUUUUGGUACUGUGGUGACAGCAUCAAGUGAAAAUAUGGCUCAUUGUAUUUUGAAAUAAGUCAUGACUUAAAAAACAAAUUGGCUCAGUUGAAGUUAAGAAUUCGUAGCACCAGAGAGGUGCAUGAAACAGAAGCUUCAGAAUUUAAAAAAUUGGGCAAAAUGCCUUUGUCAUGAUAUGCUUGUGCAUUCAUUAGGUGCUGUAUUAAGAUUUUUUUGUUGAGUGUUAAGAGUGCAUAUUAGCAUUCGCACAUAUUACAUUCUAUAAAUUACAUGAAACACUGUUGCCACUGCCUUCAGAAUUUAGGUAUGCAUAUAGCAGCUGUGUGUUCACCGUUCUUGAACCUUUGUAUUUUUAAUAUUCUCUGUGUACAAGAGGACCAUUAAGAAUGUACUUAAAUUGGUUAAGAUUCAUGUUGCUUGUGUGUGAGCACUGCGAAUUCCAAGCAGUUUUAAAUUUGUACUACUACAUCUUUCAUUCCACCGAUACUAACAUAUACAACAGAAACAAGCAGUGAACGAAAAUUAUUGGCGUCAAGAGAGGGAGAAAGCAGUGUAGAGCAAACAGAGGUAGCGCAUGUCCUAGUAAUGAUUAAAAUGGAAAAAAUAGAGCUGGGUAGGCCACGUACUGCAUAGGGUGGAUAACUGGUUCUCUGAGUAAAGGAAUGGGUACCUAGGUAAGGGAUAGUCGAAGAACUAGAUGGUGGGAUGAACUGAAAUUCGCCGGCAUAACGUGGUCAGCUCCCUUACAUGCUAUUUCUGAGCUUUACAUUCAUUUUUCACGGACAAAAUGCAGCUUUUCUCGUGCUUGUUAGUGCCACACUGUUGGAACUGCACUGCUCUUGCGUGGCUUCACCCAUUAGCUUCAAAGUCUUACUUUUAGUUUAGUGCAUGGUGCAAGUUCUUGAAGGUUUGUGGCUUUUAGUACUGUUCAAGAGUAUAUUGUCCAAGUUGACCACGAGUGAUCACCCAGAUGAAAAACUUGCACUGCUUGGGAUAAGGCAUUAAUAGUAUUAUUGUGAGCGUGGAUUGGACAUGGAUAUAGGUUGUGCCACUUGUUUUCCACCUUUCUUUUUUUCCGUAGUCAAAAGUAAAUUAACUCUGUAGGCACAACAGGCCCGUAGCCAGGGGGGGCCCAGGGGGCCACCCCCUCCCUCCCUCCCUCCCCCCCCCCCAAAUUUUGAUGACACAUGGUGUUUUAUCGAAAAUAAAUCAUGAAAAUAGGCAUUUUUCUCAAAUAGUCAAGGUUUUCAGCAAGUGGGCUCCCCCCGAAAAAAAUUCCUGGCUACGGGCUUGAGGCACAACUAUGCAUCACGGAGUACUAUAACAGUGUGAGUUUAUUUGCAUUGUUUUUACUGGAAUCUAUUCUAAGGCCCAUGGUGAACUAGGACCCUUGGUUCAGCCUGGUUCUGUGCUCUUGCACCAUACUUUAUCAUGCAAAAACAGUUACAUAUUUUUGCCUGGUACCACAAUACAAAUGCUACUGGUAUCCCUGAUAAGUUGCAAGCUAAACAGGAAGCAACCGUAGCAUACCAAGAACUGAUGACCUGUUGUUUCUUUCAGAAAAGUAAUGCCUAAGGGUGUGGUUCUAUUGUUUCACAGAGCUUACCAUAACGCAUGCAGGAUUGUGGUGCAUGUUGCUGUAUUCAUUGCUCCUUGUUACACAAACUACUGUCUGCUCAAGCGCUGUUAAAACACGAAAAAAAUUGUAUGUACUCAUAGCAGCACUUUGCUGCUUAACUUUAUUAAUUUCUGGUUCUGCUUCACAAUUUGAAGACCGAUGUAGUACGUGCAAAAGUGCAUUAGCAUGCUCGAAAGUGCUUCCAGUGUAGUUAGCCUUUGCAAAAUGAGAAAGUUUGGGUGAAGACGCAUUCACAAAACCUCUGCAGUUUGUUGCUAUACUCCGUUUCAUACAUCAGGUGCAACGCUGUGGAAGCCAUGCAAGAAGUUUGGUCAGCAAAAUUUGUAAGUCCGCCCGUCUCACGCUUGGAUUUUAUUGUUGUAAAUGUGGCGUCCGCGAUUGGCUCUGGCUGCAUGCUACCGAAAUAAUCGUGAAGGCCACGAUAUGAAAACAAAAGAGAUGCAGAUCCCAAAACAACCAUAUUGACAACCGUAUAAAUAAUGGGGUUUUUUAAUUUCUUAUGUACAAAGCAUCUUCGUUUAUUACUCAGUCUAAAAAUGAAAAAAAAAAUUGCAUCAUGGGUGGUAAAAUCAUUGAACUAUUUUUUGGUGCGAAUGAUCUACUGCAAGAAGUCUCGCUAGCUUUCAUAGCGUUGCACCUGAUGUUAUGAAACGGAGUAUACCUAGUGAGGGUGAAUUUUAUAGGGUCUUGAAGUUUGGGGCUAGUGUAAAAUGGUGUUGGGGUUUCAUAUCUCCGCUUGCGAGACAUCUAAACUGCACACGUGACUCCUGACAUUGCAGACUGGGAAUUUCCAGCCAUGUAUGGAGGAGGCACACACAAAAAAGAAAGAAAAAAAAAGAUAGAAAUGAGAGACUACAGGCAAAAAUUUCCCACUUUUGCUGCUUGUAACGAUGAAACUCUUGCUGCCAGUUACAAAGUACAGUCCAAAUUUGUAAUCAUAUGCUCAUUUUGUUAACAUGUCUCCUCCUACUAAACACUGUUUCAUUGAGUCACGUAUCAAAUCAGCGUGGUCAAAAGUUUCAGCAGAUUUUCUCCUUUCAGAAAUGGUAGACGUCUUACUGGGUACCUCUUGCUUGCUUCAUAAGCUGCAGUACAGGCAGACAUGCCACAAGAAUCGCAACAGCAAAUUUUUUCACAUCUCCUAAUGGGAAGCGUGGCUGAGGAGACAGCAAAGGGUUAGGUGGAGCGACGAAAUUAGGAAAUUUUAGAGGCAUAAAAUGGAAUCGGCUCGUGCAGGAGAAGGUGGGUUGGAGAUCAUUGGGAGAGGCCUUCGUUCUGCAGUGGACAUAGGACAGGAUGAUGAUGAUUAUGAAUCAGUCUUAUGGUGCCACGCUGCUCUUUGCACUGGGCUUGAAAAAUCACUGACACCAAAAUUUCAAACACUAGAUGUUUGCAUUGCUCUAUUCCUCUGCAUAUAUAGGUACCACUGAUCAAAAAUGAGUGACAAACGCAGCCUUGAACAUACUUUAAUACGGCUUUAAUGCAAGCGCUAAUGCCCAUCAGAGUUAGCAGCACCUUGCGACUUCGUCAUCAAUAUGACGCGUUGAGUGGCUUCUCGACGUCCCUGUGACGAUUUGCGAGUGUUGUUGAUGUCAGAGACAGAAAGGUUGCACACAACAGACUGGCAUCUCUACUUCCUCACUCGGUUGUCAGGCUGCUCUCUAGGUAGUUCUGGCUGCACUUUGCAGGGGGCUUUGCAGGGGGCUUCACCAUGAAGUUGGCACAGUGCAAGCGGGUGUGUUGCGCGUUGUUUUAUCAUCCUAUGGCAAAUAGAAAUUUCGGCUGGAGAACUUGCCUGGUGCACCACACCCAAGCCCAUAAGGCAGCACCCACAUCAUUCCAUUGCUUACCACACAUGAUCUUGUAGUGCUCCACUGCAGUGGGGUGCUAGUUCCUUGUGAUUUUGGGCAGGUGUUUUGAAGUGACACUAAAAUUGGUCAUGCUAGCAUUAAUUAUACAUUACAUUAGAGCAUUUAUGAUUUAAUGUUUAUAUUAUCAGACACAGAUCUGCUCAUUGAAACAUAAGAAUUGCCAACAAAAAUUUCACUGGCAGAGGUCCUUUAGUGUGUAUGCAGUGCUUCAUCAUAGCAAGCACAAUGUAGAUUUUUGUCUGUAAUUCUUUAAUGGAUAUGAAAUUAGAGUUUUUUAGUGCUGUCUCGGUACAGUCGACCACAAAAGUUUACAAACCACGCGAGCACGUGGCCAAGAACCUCUUCGCGACAUUUCCGCUACGUCAGCAGCGAUUGACGGCAGCGCUACGCCCAAGACGCAUCCAUCUCGAAAUCGAUGGCCUGUCUAUUUUCCCACUGGGCAGAAAUAUUUUCCACCUUCCACUUUUUAACGCGUCGCGCUCUUCAGCAGCUGUGGUUACGUACUUCUAUCUUGAGAGCAGUUUAUCCACAUAACUGUUAUCACUCGCAAUCUUGCUCACAGUGAUAUCUACCCACGCCGCGAUAGCUUUGAUUCUGUUAUCAAAAUAGAAGUGUGACACUCAUACCGCAGAUAAGCGCUUUGUGUGAAAACGAACUAACAAUAUGCUGCGCUGCAGUAGAAAAUUGACAUACCAGUGAACGACAAGAAGACCCGCUUCCGGCCCAGCGCUGCGCUAGACGGUAGGUGGUGCACCGCUAGCUGGCGCAGGCAGGCAGUUUGACACACGCUGGCGUGGUCCGUGAACUUUUGUGGUCGACUGUACAUUGCAGCACUGAGUGUUAAACAGGUGUCCACUGCAAAUUCCAUGGAGAAGGCACUUGAUCUGGACUCUACCGGAGGAGCACUUUCAAUGCUUUAUAGCUUGGUCAUGCCUACUGAAAUGCCAUGAUGCCUUUAGGUGUUUCCUUGCUUUUGCUUUGCUGAGGCAGUUGCACCACCUCUUUCUCGGUCAUCUCAAAGUGUAAUUUUCUCACGACGCAAAUGGACAGGGAAGGACAUGCGUUGAUAUGCAAUGGGCAUUACGAUUUCCAGAAACAGUAAUGGCAUGCUCUUUUUAAGCUUCUGGUUGUCGUGCUUGACAUUCUUAACUUUCCUCAUGCCUAAGUGUCGACUGCUACAGGUGUUCAAGGAAGCCUCCCACAGUGCUUUUUAAACACUUUAAAUGGGCAGGUUCAGUCACUUGGUCAUGCAGUGAUAAACUUCUCAGCCACUUCUUUGUACAGCAACGAGAACCUACAGUUGCACUUAUAAGGUUGCAGGGCCUGUGCUUUUCAUUGUCCUCUCCAUAAUAGUCUAAUCUUACAUGAAAUAGUGUGCUUUUGGCUGUGUUGAAGCAAAUGCCCAAGUAGAAUGGGAGCAAAGGCAGAGCUGUCCAGCAAGAAAUGUCCAAGAUGCACAGUAGUGGGUUCUGCUAUGUAAAGAACAGAGGCACGGUGAGGUGCUUCACCAAGUGCAACAGACUUGUGGCAUUGAGGUGGGUACUAGGACAGAGACCAGAAGUCAAGGCUGUCAUUCGUACGUAUCCUUGUGUGAUUCAAGGACAGCCUCUAGGGUAGCAUACAACUUUAUUUAUUUUGAUUACCUUCGCAUUUUUGUGGGAACAGGUUUUUGAGCUUAUCUAAUGACCUCACAUAUGCUUUGUUAUGAGGCGUUGUGUUGGGUUCCUUUGAAAAGCAUGCAUUGUGUGUUGUAUGUAGAACUUGCUGGCUACAUGCAUACAUGCAUUCUGAAACUAAGGAACCAGCUCUGCAGAGAGCUCUUCGGACGAUGACCCUUACAGAACACAAACAAUUUGACAAGUGCACAAGAAGAGUUUUAAUAUAUAUCCCUUCAAAUUGCAUUUUGCACAGAGUUUGUAUGUCAGGUUAAAUAACUGAAUAUGGCUAGAGCAACGGGCAUAGUCGAAGUGUGAGCUCAACUGUAUGGAGACAGAAUAAUGUGGAGUAUAAUGGGAGAGAUAACUGUGUGUAGUGAUUUGUCAAGCAAAUAUGCCAUGCACAAUUUCUGCUUCUUUCGUCAUGAUUUUGUCAGAGUAGUAUUUUUUUCGUGAUUGUGGCUUCGUUUACUACAAUAUUGAGCUGUGGUUUUGUAGUUCUCAUUUGUGAAAUGUGCAUGCAUUAUGCAUUGUUAUGCACAUUGCCUCAAGGUGUUUACUAAAUUCUUUGCAGGUCAUGCAGGUGCUAUGCUAUGCUAUGCUAUCAAACUAGCAGUGUCUUGGAACGAUCAAUGUUAAAAAAAAAUGCCGACGGUCUUCCGAGAAACCUUGCCAAGUGAUCAAUCCUGAGUACUGCAAUCACAUUUCGCAUUCUCCAAGCAUUGUGUAAGUGUAGUUAUGGAGAGAGGCCAUGCUGCUGUGCUGAUUCAAAUUUACGGAUGUUAUUUUUUAAUAAAUUUCACAAUUGCAGCUGUUGUUA
Messenger RNA from Rhipicephalus sanguineus (brown dog tick), 9701 nucleotides. RefSeq names its product golgin subfamily A member 1. Gene Ontology annotation, cellular component: Golgi apparatus. NCBI's taxonomy places the organism in Eukaryota, Metazoa, Arthropoda, Arachnida, Ixodida, Ixodidae. The transcript has 18 exons. The record is from RefSeq and is a predicted model, not a curated record. Bases 382 to 2766 code for a protein of 794 amino acids.